AUCAUUAAAAAAAUGGCAUCAGUGAUUUACAUAAUCAAACAAACAUACUUAUAGCAAAAAUAACUAAUUGAAAGAAAUCCUUCGAAACGCUGGUCUCGUUUUGUUUGUGACAACGAAAGCUCUCUCGAAAGUGCGAGUAACAAAAUGCUAAUGCCAAAUACAGUGAUCGAGAUUGUGGUACAACCUCGACAAAAGCUGCUGGAAUGCCACAGGAAGAGCAUGAGAAAGAGAAAAAGAGGGAGAAGACGAGAAAACCCGUUACGCGUUGGAACGCAAUUCCGCUUGAUGAAAGAUAUUCAUCAAGAAUGAUGGAGUGCAGUUUGUGGAUAUUCAUGGUUAUGGUGACCUGUGUGACAGGCGCCUUGUCAGAGUAUUUAAUGGGCGGCCAUAUGGACAACAGUCCACCAAAGUCUUUGCUGGAAGAAAUUGAAUCAUCUCCGAGUUUGGCAAAGACGGCACAGCUGGAUGACCUUGACCUGGAUCUUGAUGCAGAAGAGAGCACCAUUGCCCUCUCAGCGUCAGACGACGAAGAAGCGCCACGUUAUCACCUUCCGUAUCCUUUCGCCUUCAAUGGUGGUAGGCCGUUCUCAUUGGAAAAGGAUCCCAUCACUGGUAAAAUUGACUUUGAGAAGGCACCGCCAGUUAAGGCCCUGAACUUUAGUAAUCGUUAUCAAGAACAUAUGAACGAGAACGACCGGAGCAAUAAUAAGAACUUUUCGAAAGAAAACAGUUCUUACUCAACGAAGAAGAAGGAGAACGACAAGGAGACUGAAGAUGUUAGCCCUAAUGAGAUUAAUCCCUAUUCACCUAAUUUUCACGAUUUUCUUAAUCUUCCAGUUCAUUAUUCAUCUGAUAAGUAUGGCAAGGACAAAUACCCAUUGAUUUCAAGUUCCUAUGCAAAUACAAAAGUUCAGAGUGGAUCAAAUAGCUAUAGUACAUACAAUCAUAAGCCUUAUCACGGAGAAACCGUAAUGUAUUACCCUACCAGGAAACCGUAUUUACCUAAAACAAGUUCCAUUAUGUCUAUAACGACGACAAUGACCUCUAAACCAACGCCAUCUAUUACAACCAGCUCUACUACCACUUCUACAACUUCAAGACCGACAGCUUCAACGUCGACAACUACUACGAGUACUACUACUACUACUACAACUACGAGUCCUCCGCCACUUACCACAGUUUUCACUUCUACGAAGGCACCUAUCGUGACUACUUGGAAGCCUCCAAUCUCCACUCCCAAACGAUAUGUUGAUCGUUUGGAGGAUUAUGAUGAUAUUCUUCCGAUAGAAAAACUUCAAUCUUCAAUGUACGGCAAUAGUCAUCAAGAACCAAAUAACGUAGAGCAACAUAAUCGGGACCCUCAGAUAAAGCCUCCUAUAAAGCAUGAGGAAUACAUUGAUAGUUACGAAGAUUAUGAAAUUGGUGAAGGAGAGGAUGUAAAGGAUUAUGUUUCAAUAAAUACUACGACUAAUGAAAUUGUAAGGACUAGCACAUUGCCUACUACAACAUCAACUGUUUCUAAUAUAACCACAACCAUUGGAGCACUAGAAACUACCACCAUGACAACAACAACAACGAACGCAUCAGUUCCAUCAUCAUCUGUAAUGUAUUCUUCACUGGCAUCCCAGGAAAAUAGUUUUCAAAGUAACUCGUUACCGUUUCAAGCUGUUUCUUCGCGUCCAGUAACAUCCAUGCCUUUGGAUAACGAACAUAGCGUGUCAUCAGCGUUUGAAAAUGAUAAUCGAAGGCAUGGUAUCGCAGAUAAUAUUAUCGUGAAUCAGGGGUAUCGUCCAAACACAGUUAUUAAUCAGAGACCAACUGGAUUAGGAGGGAUUCUGGUAGAGAGCACAAGUAACAUAGUAAUACCACCUGAUCAGGAUACAGUGUCCUUUGUUCUUGGAAAUAGGCAAAACGUUGAAGGUGGGUACUAUUCUUUGGGUACUGCAAUUGGGGAGAAUCCUUAUGGAGGUUCCACUGGAUUUGAUUCCUCUUUCCGGCCUCUAUAUAGUGUUCUACCGGAUAAAAAUGGUUAUGAUCCACAAUCGGACACUCGUGGAACAGUCGGUUUAUCUUCAGUAUCAGUAUUGGAAAAUAAUCCCACUUAUGCGGCUCAAACACGGAGACAGCCUAACCCUACUGGGACUCAAAAGCUGGCUAAUGAAAUAGAACCUCCUAGAACACAAAAUUCAUUUGUAAAAGGCUCUGUACUUUUGGAACAAUCAGAAGAUAAGAAAGAUGAUAAGGAUGUUAACUAUGUAGUAUUCCCCAAGGAUGAGCCUAAACAACCUAUUGAGGAACAUAUCGUUGUCAUAAAUGAAGCUGAUGGUACGGUACAUGAAAUAACACCUUCUUCUACAAAGCUAAAACCUGUAAGAGUAGAUCCUACUGUUUCAAAUGAAGAACAUCUACCACAACUUUCAGAAAAUUUAACUCCACCGGCCGAACGACCAAAGCCAGCUCCACAAUUUUAUUAUCAUUAUCAUCAUGGAGGUACAGUAAGACCAGAUCAUCUUCGACUGCAAAGGUUACCACUACCCUCUCGUGGAAAACAGCCAUCACCCCCACUUACACCACCUCCACCUCCUCCUCCUCCACCUCCUCCUUCAGAAGCCAUAGGAAUAAGGAGACGUCCUUAUUCUCCUGAUUCUACUUUACCAAAUAUUCUACCACAAUUUCGUCCUAAUGCUAAAACAUCACAUGGACAUCGUGGAUCAGAGACGAUUGGAACAAUUACAGCUGGUCAACCUUAUUCCACUAGAGUAAGACAAUCUGUUCAGCCUCAUCCUCCAACUAGAAGACCUUUACCUCCACCUCCAUCUUAUCUUCAGAGAUUAAAUCCUCCUCCUCCUCCAAUCCACGCUGUCAGACUUGCUGGUGCAGCAUCCGCAAAAGCUGAUAAUAUAGUGCCUCCACGAGAUACAGAAUCUACAGUCAAAAGGUUUCGCCUCCCAUCAAUGCCAGCCACAUCCAGAGGAGAAAACGAUGUUAAAUUAGUGCAUCGAUUAUCCAACCAAAAAUUGCGACUCGAAGAAGAAGAACGGUCAGAACGUUACUCAGAGGAACCACCACAAAUGCCACCAAGACCACCCUUGUUUUCCAAGCGAAGAAUAGCAGAUUCGCCACAUGUAGCCACACUUCAGAUGAUUCAACAGCAUGGAGAAUUCGAAGAAGACGUGACAGAACGAAAUUUGUCCUCAAUGAGUGCAAACACAAGUGAUGAAUCAGACAGAAUAGUGACUGAACAAAAUGCUGAUAGAAGGAAGUUUGAUAGCCAUGAAACAAUGGCUGAGCCACCAGUUUACGUAGUAUAUCCUGUAAAUACUGCUGUGAAUAUUCACCCUGAUGAUUCUAGAGAAAAAGACGAGAGCGUAGUAGUUGGAACAAGAGGUCCCCAUCGUCCUCUUCCGCCAGAAACAUUGCUCCAAGACAAUGAGGAUCAAGAAAUAAAUGAAGAAGUAAGACCUUCUGUUCACAAUAUAUUUAAUGGACGACCAGUUGCUUCAGACUUUCCAUAUCCUCUGGAACGUCCUGAUCCUUCCAUCUUUGUCAAUGGAAUGAGGGAAACGCCAUUAUUGGUACCCAGUGAUCAACGACAUGAAGAGGUCUCUGUGCAAGAAAAUACUGAAGAAAAAGAUGAAAAGGACUCUAAUGUAAACGUUAUACCGUAUUUACAAGACUUCGUACCUUUUCCAGCGAGGAAGAAUGAUGUUAUUGCGGCUACACUUCAUCGUUUGCCAGCCUUACCAUCCUCUACUCCAAUCGCUUACGUUUAUACGCCAACAGCACAAGCUUCUCAUCGUCUAGAUGUGGAUGUGCGGGAUGAGGACAGUUCUAAGAUUGACAAAAGUGACCAGAAACCCGUUCUGUUACCCUCUCAGCAACCUUCUAGUUCCUCCAGUUCUGCACCUUCGCCACAGAAUUUCAUGGCACCAUUUGUAGCAAGUAUCAGCGCAGAAGCUCCUUCAAAAAAUGGCUGGAGCGUUGUUGUAGUUGAGCCUACUAUUAAUAGAAAAUCAGAUGAUGAUUUCUCUGAGACUACGUCAAAUGCAGAAGAGACUCAGACGGAGAAAACUGAAUUCGACGCUGAAAAUUUCAAGCCACAACUAUUUGGCGGGUUCAAACCAAUUUACGAAUUUCCAUCGGAAGACGGGAAUCGGUCAGAGCAUCGAGAAUCUAGCGAUGUGGAUACAGAACAUUGCCAUCUUUCGCCAAAGGUAGAAAAAUUGGUAUGAAUUUUUUCAAGUAAUCUUUAUAAUUAGAUAAUUGAAGACACAUUAAUUGAAAUGCUACAUUGAAAUAGAAAUCAAGUACCUCGAAGCUAUAUAUAUCAGUCAUCUGGGACAAUUUGUUGUCUUCAGGAAGAGAGGA
Messenger RNA from Eufriesea mexicana, 4368 nucleotides. RefSeq lists its product as uncharacterized. The record is from RefSeq and is a predicted model, not a curated record. The coding region runs from base 204 to 4232 and encodes 1342 amino acids. The transcript is spliced from 4 exons. Lineage: Eukaryota; Metazoa; Arthropoda; Insecta; Hymenoptera; Apidae.